GCCACGUAUACUUGUGAUGACCCAGGGAGUGGCUCACCUUGGCAGUAAAGUGACUAUCACGUGCACAAGUAACUACAAAAUAACAGAUUGUGAGUUGCAUAAAACCAGUGUACCUACUUCAGCUGUCUUCCCUGGCACACAGUAUGUCAUCAAAAGUGCUACAGCACAGGAUGAAGGGUUCUACACCUGCCAAUGUCAUGUCUACAUUACACAAUAUCCAUCUGCAGAAAUAAGUCACCCUCUUAAUUUCGUCCUCUACAGAUAUCAGGAAAAGCCACAGAUACGUAUGCUGCCCUCAGGGGUGAUUCAUACUGGCAGUAAAGUGAUGAUCGAAUGCAGUAACAGCCUCAGUAGAUUGAAGGAGUGUUGGUUCUACCAGCACGAUGAAUGGCGAACACAUUAUUCUAACUCCUCCACUGAAUUAGGGAUUCAGUAUGUUAUUGAGAGUGCUACAACAUGGAAUGAAGGGUCGUACUCCUGUGAGUGCAACAAUGUACAUGAUCAAUCUACACAAAGAAGCAAACCUGGUACCUUAGCCAUAAAGCGGUAUAUUACAACAAACAAGCCAACUACAGGGUAUAUUUCAACAAACAAGCCAACUACAGAGUAUAUCACAACAAACAAGCCAACAAUGGAGUAUUUUACAACAGAAAAGCUAAUAACAGAGAAUUUUACAACAUGCAAGACAACAACAGGAUAUGACUACACUCUCUCAAACAUCAUCCGUCUCUGCCUCAGCCUAAUUGUUCUCCUCUUGAUGGUUAUUUUUACAAUUGAGUCAACAUGUGAACAGAAAUAAAAUAGAACUUCUGAAUAU
Molecule: messenger RNA, 817 nt
Organism: Protopterus annectens (West African lungfish)
Lineage: Eukaryota; Metazoa; Chordata; Ceratodontiformes; Protopteridae
Exons: 8
Coding region: 17-799 (260 amino acids)
Source: RefSeq, a predicted model, not a curated record